AUGUACUCAGAUUCCUUCCACCGCUCACCCUCAAGCACCUCGUCCGAAGAUCUCACGUCUGAAGCGAGCUAUGCGACCUCCUCCAGCCGCAGCUCCGUGAGGGUGCCUAAGAUGCGGUCGGGAAAGGGCCCUGUGCCCUCGCCGGCGCUUCCCAUCUUUGGAGCAUGGAACUUUCAAGCUCCAAAGAACCCGGAAGAGGCGGCGGCAGCCGCGGCGGCGGCGUCCGCAGCCGCGCGUUUGCGCGCGCCGAGCGUGCAGACAUACGAUCCCGAGAGCGACGGGGGCGUGGGAAGCGGCGGCGCGGGAUUUACCGCGAUGUUUGCGAAUAAGGGGAAGGAGAGGCGAGCCAUGCGGAUUGUGGACGGGAGAAUUAUGGAGGUUCCCAGUUGUGGUCAGCAGGCAAGCGUCACCAUCUCCUCCUCCGGAUCCUCUGAGUCUCGAUCACCCAACCGCAUCCCUCACAUACCACCCGAUCAUCCUCUCUACCACCUCUACAACUCCCCGCUCUCCGGCUCCCCGGACCGCCCUCGCGAGCCUAACUCCCAGCCUCGGCAGUCGUACCUGCCAGGUCUGGCGCUUGAGCCAAUCGCGUCCGACUCCCCUGUGCAGUCUAUCAGCUCCUCCUCUUCCUCCGCGUUUGCCCCGAGUGCUGAAGACGUUUCAUGGGAGGCAACAGCAGCAGCAGCAACAGCAGCAACAGCAGCAACAGCAGCAGCAGCACAGGCAGCAACAGCAGCAACAGCAGCAGCAGCACAGGCAGCAGCACCACCAUCAGCAGCAGAAUCAGCAGCAGCAGCAGCGCCUUCGGUAAAUCCCCUGUGGGCAGCAACAUCUGAGGCGCCUCAACAGCCGUCAAGUUCCCCACCUUCCCUCGCUGAACUGCAGGCGCUCAAGCUGAGGCUGGCUGCAGGGGAGAAUCUUUCCCCGCUGGAAAUGCAGCGACUCACUGACGGUAUAAUUGCACUCAUGUCCGCCGCUCCUGCUGCUGCUGUUCCUGCCGUUCUCGAGCAAAAACCAGCUUCGGCGAACGAGCCUGCGGGCUAUGCCCAAGCCAGUCCCCCAGCCUAUCACCCAGGCUCGUGUGGCUCAUCUGAUUCUUCCCCAGAGUCUUCCCCUCCCCGUCGGCCCAUUCGCUACUACUCCCCAGUUCACCAUUCCCCACACCGCCAUGACUCUGCUGCUAACCCGUCCUUGCUUUUCGAGGCUCCAGUUUGGGCUCGCGACGCCCCAUCAUCCGAAGCUGCGGUCAGCGACUGGGAGCAAGACGCGCAGCAGCACUCCAAGGUGCGAUUCCAAGGGGGAAUUGAGCACGCGGCUGAAGGUGCAGGAUACACUAAAAUGUUCCAGGACAGACAGGCGAGAAAGAAGAUGCAGGGAGGGGCAGGGGUUGGGGACUUUGGAAUGGAUAUGGGAGGCGAUCGGCGGGGUGCUGCCCAGCCGAGCGAGUGGAAUGCGGGAGUUGCUGCUGCUCUGGCUGGGGUUGGAAUGGGUCCCCAUCCUCCGCCUCCUCCUCCUCCUGGUGAUUAUGCUGGCACUGGUGCUGGUGUUGGUACUGGUGCGGGUGCUGGUGGUGCUCUUCCUCCUCCACCGUAUCUUGCCCAUCCUUUUGCUGCCCCUGCUGCAGGAGGGCAAGGGGGGCCACUUGUGAAUUAUUCUGCGAAUCCGGGCAUGUACAUUCCGCAGCCCCACACUGUGUUGGGAAUGAAUGGCCCUCAGCACGGCACUCAUGCAGCUGAUGCUCAUGGGGCAGAACAUGGCAGAGUUGGAAUGCGACAAAAGGUGGGUUGCGAUGCUCUCGCGAUAGCCGCAUGCCUAUUCGCCACCGGCGUGCCGUCAGCUGAAGCGUACGAUCCACUAGAUCCAACGGGCAACAUCACGAUCGUGUGGGAUGUAACGAGCUGGGCAGGCGACGGUUACAUCGCGUGGGUGAAAAUGUACAACUACCAGCACUACCGCAAGAUUGAUCCACCUGGCUGGGCGCUGACGUGGAAUUGGACGCACGGCGAAUACAUCUGGGAUUUGACGGGAGCGGUUGCGACGAAGCAAGGCGAUUGUUCUAAGCUGCAGUUCCCCGGCGGCAAGAUCCCGCACAGUUGCAUGCAGUAUCCGGUGGUGAUGGAUUUAAUGCCCGCGGACCCCUUAAAGCCCGAAGCGCCGGGCGUGUUGAAGAACUGCUGCAAGGCAGGCUACCUGGGAGCCAACAAGACCGACCCGGGACACUCGCUCGCCGCAUUCAUGAUCAACGUGGGUAAUGCCACAAGCACGGUGUGGAACUUCGUCCCUCCCGGCAAUUUCAGCCUGGGCGUGGACGGAUACAAGUGCACGGACCCCUUCCAAGUCAACUCCACCAUCUACACCGACCCUACCACGCGCCGGGAGACCCAGGCCCAAGUGACGUUCCACAUAGUCUGCACGUACAGCUCGAUUCAGAAGCGAGACCCGCCGAAGUGCUGCGUGUCGUUAUCCUCGUUUUACAACGACACGAUUAUACCGUGCGCGAGCUGCGCGUGCGCGUGCGGGAACUACUCGUCGAGCUCGAUUGUGUGUGUGCCGACGGGCGGCAAGGUGCCUUACUUGAUGUCGACGCCGAGUGGGGAUGGGCUGGAGCUGAAGACUGAUAAAACGGCCGUGGAAUGCAGCCCAGACGGGUGCCCCAUCAGCAUUCACUACCACUUCAAGCAAAAUUACGAAGGUUUCUGGAGGUCCAAGAUCACGAUCAUCAAUAGGAGCCUGUGGGACAACCACACCAACUGGAACAUUGUUGUUGAGCACCCGAACAUGGGCAAUCUGACGGACGUGUUCAGUUGGAAGGCGGAGAACAUUCUGCCCUAUGGGGUGAACAACACGGCCAUCUUCUUUGGCAUGAAGCAGUACAACGAUGUGCUCAUGCCAGCUGGCAAGGGCGGCAACGUGCAGUCGGAAAUGCUCUUUGCCAAGACGUCAGAGUUCACGUUGGAAGACGGAUGGGUCUUCCCUAGGAUCGGAAAGAAGAUUCUGAAAUCCGGCGGGAACGCGGUGGAUGCAGGCAUCGCUACAGUGCUGUGCAUGGGCGUGGUGAACCCCAUGGCGAGCGGCAUUGGUGGCGGUGCGUUCAUUCUCAUCCGCGCCCCCAACGGGUCUGCUGAGUUCAUUGACUGCCGUGAGACUGCUCCUGCUGCUGCUCACCAGGACAUGUUUGAGGGGCACGAGGAGGACAUUCGGAAUGGGGGCCUUUCAGUGGGAGUACCCGGGGAGAUUGCAGGGCUUUACCUGGCGUGGCAGCGGCACAGCAGGCUGACGUGGCGCGACCUCGUCACGCCAGCCGCUGACAUGGCAGAGAAUGGCUUCCACGUGGCAGCUUACCUGGCAAACUCCAUCGCUGCCAGCAACACCACCAUCCUCUCAGACCCUGGAUUAAGUGCUGUUUUCGCCCCGGGAGGGAAGCUUCUGAGAAAAGGAGACACCUGCUACCGCCCCGCCCUAGCAGCCACUCUUAAAGCCAUAGCAGAAAAGGGCCCAGAUGCAUUGCAUCGAGGGGAGCGUGCGAGAGCCCUAGCAAAGGAAAUCCAGGCAAUGGGAGGGAUACUGACCGAACAGGACUUGGAAAGUUUCCAGGCACAAGUGAGGGAGGUGCUUCUGGGGAAGGCGUUUGGUCUGGACUUUCUGAUGGCCCCUCCACCAUCAUCAGGGGGAGCGGUGAUUUUACAGGUGCUGAAGAUUCUCCAGGGGUAUGAGCUGCCCCUGGCGUCAGCGGGAGUGUUGGGAUUGCAUCGGGUGGUGGAGAGCUUGAAGCAUGCGUUUGCGCUGCGCAUGCACCUGGGGGAUCCCGCCUUCGUCAACGUGACGGACGUUAUUCAAGACAUGCUCUCGGAUGAGUUUGCCGCCCGGCUUCGAUCCGCCAUCCACGACAACAUCACCUUCCCGCCCGAACACUACGGCCACCCCGAGGACGAGUCAGAAGAGGACAAAAAACGCCACCCGCACCGCCACCAACUAUACGCCCAGCUAGACGACCACGGCACGUCACACACAUGUGUGGUGGAUCAGGAUAGAAUGGCAGUCUCUAUAACAUCUACAGUAAACGGCCCCUGGGGAGCGGGCAGGAUGGCAGUCCAAUCAGGGAUAGUUCUCAACAAUGAAAUGGCGGAUUUUUCGCUGCCCUGCCGGCCGGGCAGGAUCCCGAUGCCGUUUGAGCCGCCGCCCGCCCCGGCUAAUUUUAUCCGGGCAGGAAAGAGACCGUUGUCGUCGAUGGCUCCUGCUAUUGUGCUACAGGACGGGCAGCUGAAAGCUGUGGUUGGUGGAGCCGGAGGAACAGUGAUUAUUUCGGCUGUUCUGCAAGUGAUCCUGCACUUCUUUUGCCAGGGUUAUUCACCCUUUAAAGCCAUCGAUGCCCCUCGCAUCCACCACCAGCUGCUCCCCAACACGGUGUUCUACGAGGCAGGUCAUGCUCUCGACGACGGCGAGCGCAUCUCUGUGCCCAACGCAACCCUCGCUGCCUUGGCCCGCCGCAACCACUCCACCUUCCCCAUUCAAUUCGGGGGCUUCGUUCAGCUUAUCGUGCAAGACCUGGACGGCCCUAGCAGUGCUGCAAACCGUGCUGCAGCGCAAAUGUUGGACUCUGUUGGCACUGUUACAGUGCCGUCCCCUGUAACAGUGCCAUGGUCUGCAGCAGUGCCGUCCCCUGUAACAGUGCCAUCGCGUGGGCCCGGCAGGAAACUCAUUGCAGACCAGAAAGCAGCCAAGCUUGCGACGACUGAGCGAGGCUUUCCACCUCCGCUUCUUGGCCGGCUCACUGCAGUGAGCGACCCGCGCAAGGAUGGUGGUCCUGCUGGGUAUUGA
Molecule: messenger RNA, 4818 nt
Organism: Closterium sp. Naga37s-1
Lineage: Eukaryota; Viridiplantae; Streptophyta; Zygnematophyceae; Desmidiales; Closteriaceae
Source: the annotation of a GenBank genome assembly